AUGCGGAGGUGUGCCGUGCUGAUUAGAGCCAAUGCGAAAGCGGGUGGCGCUGGCGCAGCGUAUCGUCCUCGCUUUCGCCCGCGCCGGUUGGUGAUGCCGGUGAAUCCCAGCGAUGUGCACAGCGCUGCCCGCUCCACCAACCCACUUUAUGAGAAGCACAAGGAGCAGCAGCGACUGCGGAAGGGGGCGCAGCGCCGCGGGGCUCUCACGUUGUCCACCGUACCCGCCGACAGAAGCGUUGGCGAUGCGUUUCGUCUGAUGCUUGAGGUGUGUGAAAAGGACGGAUUGUUUAAGGAGUCCGUGUCGUUUACCCCAAAAUACCUUCAACGUUUGGAAGAGCUACUCCAGUCAAGAGGCAAUGAGUCCGCGCUAGGCGCUAGUGAGCGGAAGGACACCGAGCACGAGUCCCCGUUGUAUGCGUUGGGCCUUUCUCCUGCACGGGACGCGUUGAUGCCAGGGCGGGAUGAAGGUGAUGAUGACCGCCGUGGGGGAAUUGCGCUGCUUGAUAUUGACUCCAUGUGGCGCAUGCUGGACCGCACACCACUUGACUCUCCCGUACACGGUGCUCUCGCCCUGAGAGGCAAGGCAAUUGUGGAGAGCUGCGUUGCCGGCAUGGCACAGGAGGCGUUUCCGAGGUUGCGCUCAAAACACCUACAGGCUCUCUUACAUGAAUGCUGUGGGCUUCUAGCUUGUGGCCGUGUGGCCCUUCGAUUGGGGUUCGCUGACGUGUGUGGUGUGGGUGGGGAAAUAAGUAUGUGGCGUGAGUUGAAUGUUCUGACUGAGCGGUUUAACAUUGCGAGACGCAAGGCGGCGGCCCAUCUACAGCGGGUUGAAAAGGGUGUGCCGCAGCAAAGACGAUGGUAUUGGCGGGGUGUGCUCCGCGCUGCUGCGGGCCGAUUGAGGGUGUUUCCUGUGCACCAAGAAGACAUUCUUCCACGUAUGGAGUGGAUACGCGGCUCCCUGUUCGCGUUCAUCGCCUUUAUUGAGAUGGCGGAACAGUCAGGUGAUGCGGUGAGGGUGGAGCCGUUAAUCAAAAAGCUCUUCUGCAGCCAGUUGGGGUCAUUUCUGCACGUGAGACAGCUGCAGGACCGUGCACAGCAAAAGGCUGAAGACCUUCUCCGUGAAGCCAAUGCUGAUGCCAGCUCAUGUAUGCUGAGUUGCGAGCAGGUGGAGGAGCGGCGGCUGCUGUCGGCUCAAAUCAGCGAGGAACUGCAGAAAUUGCGACAAAUGACACAAGACGAGUUGGAGAUUUUGGGUGAAGAGAUCCACCCACUGAACUCGCGUGCGGAUGCUCGUCGGGAGCAGUUUGCAUCGAGCGGUGGCGCGCAUGCCACGCAGAGCCUGCGUGACGAUAUCUUCGAUGACUACCAAGUGACGCGGCAUCACAAGAUUGCACCACCGAUGCUGUUGCAUUGCAUACGCCCGCAGAAUGCACUAAAGGAGGCACAAAUUAUUCUACGCUACGACCCCAACGUACCGGCGUCGCUCUCCUCUGCGCCGAUCGACGUGGAUCAGGUUGUGCGACGCGUGACGGAGGUGCACGAGACAAACCCGUACGCUACUCUAUACAAUGCGCAGCAGUACCGGCAGGUGGAGUACACUGUCUGCCGCCUCUACGCGGGUCGGCGCUGCAUUGGCCAGGGCAAAGGGGAGACUGUUAUGGAGGCAAUGAACGAGGCGGCGCAGCACACGCUGUUGAAUUAUUACCUCAAGAAGGGGCCGAGCGUUGUGUGUGGGAAGAAGUCUGUGGCCCCUCAGGAACGGCGGCCUGACGAUGGUGAUCAAAGGGCACAGGAAGUACGCGUGAAUAAAACCCUGGAUGAGGAGAUUUUAUUCUGA
Trypanosoma grayi is the source of this 1839-nucleotide messenger RNA. RefSeq names its product spliced leader RNA PSE-promoter transcription factor. NCBI's taxonomy places the organism in Eukaryota, Euglenozoa, Kinetoplastea, Trypanosomatida, Trypanosomatidae. The record is from RefSeq and is a predicted model, not a curated record. Bases 1 to 1839 code for a protein of 612 amino acids. The transcript has a single exon.